Pelmatolapia mariae (spotted tilapia) is the source of this 2030-nucleotide messenger RNA. RefSeq lists its product as uncharacterized. The transcript is spliced from 2 exons. The record is from RefSeq and is a predicted model, not a curated record. Bases 165 to 989 code for a protein of 274 amino acids. Lineage: Eukaryota; Metazoa; Chordata; Actinopteri; Cichliformes; Cichlidae.
AAGCGAAAGUUUGGGGAGUCCGGGGGGCAGACGUCGAGCUUCUCUUCUGUCUCUGCUCGUUUUUCAGCUCGGUUCCGACCUUUGGGUCCUCAGAGGGGGGCAGAUAUUUGUCCUGUGAAGCCGGAGGACCCCGCCUGCUGUCACACCGUCCUCUCAGCAGCAGCAUGCCGGACGUCAGGCUGUGCCUGGAGGCCGUCUCUGCGCUCCUGGGCUGCAGAGCCGAAGCGACCACCGGAAGCUCCCAGUUCACCCCGCAAGACCUGGCCAACGUCGUGGCCCUCAAAGAGUUUUACAAGCAGGAGGGCUUUAAAGAGCUGGAGUACCCCAGCUUGGGGACGCUGUCUCUGCACGAGUUAGACGAAGCCGACAUGUACAGCUCCCCCCCGGCCCUGGAGGCGCCUCCGGACAGAUCCCAGUUCACUGUGGAAAUCAACACGGAGAACUUCUUCCAUCCUCAGUACGACUACGACUUCACCAACGUAAAGGAUGGAGAUAAGAAGUUCACGCGUGGUAACGAGCAGUACGUCCGCCCCUGCGGGUGGAACCGCGUCGCCCUGCGGGUCGUGCAGAAGUACAGCGACGGGGACAAGUGGCUGGGGACGGGGCGGGACGCCUGGCCCGUGUCCUACCAGGGGAAAAACAUGGACGGCUCCCUCAUCCUGACCCACGGCGGCAAGCCCGACGACCAGCCACAGUUUCUGGAUGCCGCCGCCGCCUCUUUGUUAACGGAAGGGACGAAGGGCCGAGGGGUGUACUCCACGCCGGACAUCAGGAUCGCAGAGAAGUACUGCAAGAAGUUCAAGUCCGGAGUGGACGGGAAGACGUACCAGGUGGUCCUCCAGAACCGCAUAAACCCAGAGAAAAGGAAGUCGUGCCAGAGGCAAGGCGUCUGGUUGGUGUACAUCCCCGAGGACAGCAGCGACGUGAGGAUGAGGGCCAUCGUGCAGGAGUCCAUCCGCCCGUACGGGCUGCUGCUGAAGCAGGUGUGAUGCAGCUGUAACGACCUGCCGUCACUUCAGCUUCAGGAUUUUCACAUUGUUAACAAAACACUGAGAACAUGCUUCAAAUUCCCACGCGUGGGACUAAUACAGGUAUCUUAUCUUAUGCUUACUCCGGGCUCGUGGGAAGACGGGCUCCUGAAAGCUCUUUAUUGGGAGGGUGUGGGAAUAAUAAGCAGAGGUCACAGUAUCGUCUCUUUAUCCUCACAGUUUAGUAAAAAUACGACUGUCUGAUCAAACCUCUCUGAUCCGAGCUGCCUUUGAGUCUCCUCACAGCUCCGAAAAUUCCACAAAUCACAACAUUAGAUCCAAACCCCCAUUAAAUAAUCUAUCAUAUCAAACACAGGAGGCGGGAACUGGCAGCACGGUUAGCGGCGUCCUGCCUCACGCUGGGAUCCUUUCACUCGGUGUCAGGGUUGGAGGUCAGACCUCUGAAUCCCAAACUUCUUCACAUUCCUAGUUUUUAAGACUCGAUAGUGAGGCCGGAUCAGAGGGGCAGACACCUGUCAGUCACAGGUGAGCGCACACACACCGGCUUUAAGAUUUUACUAAUUAAACUUCAUGUUGUUAUUUUUAAUAAGGCUAAGAUACAAUAGAUGGAUCCAGCAACGACUGCAGGUUUCAUUUUUCGGACCUCAGAGCUACAUCCAGGUGUGUUUCCAGUAUAGGCUGAGGGUCGUCUGCAGAGACGCUGAAACUGCUGAUAAUAAGUGGCAUUAGUUUGAAUUCUCGUCCUGUUUUCCUUCCUGUCUGAUCAGCAGCACUGGAUCCACUCUUUUAUUUGAUGUGUCAGAGAUGGAGAUGAUUUUGUUUCAGUGUUGUUCUUAUUUCAUGUAUCUGAAAAUGUUGCUGUGAGGUGUGACGCCACAGGUCUGAUGUUUUUCAUGGCAUCAUUUUAAAUGUAAGAAUGUUAAUGAUAAAGAAUCACUUAUGUUUAGCUUGUUCGGGGUCUCCACACUGCCAUCAGCUGUGAGAACAGACGUUGUCCUUGUACAUGUGAAUUUGAUUUGUUUGAAUGGAAUUAAACUGAGA